Messenger RNA from Exophiala dermatitidis NIH/UT8656, 1074 nucleotides. RefSeq names its product hit family protein 1. Gene Ontology annotation, molecular function: catalytic activity. The record is from RefSeq and is a predicted model, not a curated record. The coding region runs from base 215 to 619 and encodes 134 amino acids. The transcript has 3 exons. NCBI's taxonomy places the organism in Eukaryota, Fungi, Ascomycota, Eurotiomycetes, Chaetothyriales, Herpotrichiellaceae. Gene Ontology annotation, biological process: nucleotide metabolic process.
CUUCAAUUUUCUUUGGGUAAUCACGUGAGCAGAUUCCCCCCCCACGUUCCAGUACUGUGACUCGAACCCAUGUUUUCCCCGCAUGGCACCAGUCGAAGUGCGUCCACCAGCGAUUCGAGAAGACCCAAGGUACCACUACAGACAACCUGCACCUUGGCCACGAUCUUUUGCCCUUUGAAAGUGUUGUGAUACCGGAAAGCACACACGGAACAACAUGGCGGCCGUGUGUAUUUUCUGCAAGAUCGUGAAAGGCGACAUUCCGUGCUUCAAAUUGUUCGAGUCUGACAAGGUGCUGGCGUUCCUCGACAUCCAACCCUUGAGCAAAGGUCACGCGCUGGUCAUCCCGAAAGAGCACGGCGAGAAGCUCGUCGACAUCUCGGACGACGCCCUAUCGGAGAUUCUGCCCGUGGUCAAGAAACUGGCCGCUGCCAGCGGGGCCGAGAACUACAACGUCCUACAGAACAAUGGCCGCCUCGCGCACCAGGAGGUCGGGCACGUUCAUUUCCAUAUGAUUCCCAAGCCUAAUGCCACCGAAGGUCUGGGCAUCGGGUGGCCGGCGAGUCCAACGGACAUGGAUGCCUUGAAGAAGCUGCAUGCGGAGCUGAAGUCCAAGAUGUAGGAGGGGAUUGACUUUACUUUCAAGUUGUACAUGAGAAGAACGACGCUGAGAGUCAACUGGAACUUGCAUCUCGCUUCAUAACAAUAGAGAGGGGAAACCAUAUUUAUGAACCUGUGUUGCAGCUGUUCCAUUGCGUACCGUGGACUUCUGUGCCUAUUCGUCCAAUUGCACUCCCGGGGUUUGCCAGUCGUCUAUAGUGUACAUCUCAGCUGGUGAGAGCGCUUCGAGUGGAAACUACCACAAGCCCGCCGAUGUUGUGGGAUCCAACAGUGUAUAUUGUCCCUGGAAACAUGCCAUUGCACACCAUCCGCAGAACAAAUUUACUCAUGACAACGGCAUUUCGAAUGGGCAGAUAACAGUCCUUCGGAAGCUUAUUUCAUCGUACUAGUACAACAGACGUAUACGUCUUCAGAGUGCUCUUCUCAUCACCGGGCCAAGUCAAUGAAUCACAUUCC